Eimeria necatrix is the source of this 517-nucleotide messenger RNA. RefSeq lists its product as hypothetical. NCBI's taxonomy places the organism in Eukaryota, Apicomplexa, Conoidasida, Eucoccidiorida, Eimeriidae. Gene Ontology annotation, molecular function: FAD binding. The annotation marks the transcript as partial. The record is from RefSeq and is a predicted model, not a curated record. The transcript has a single exon.
AUGAGGCCUUUGCCCCGUGUUCUGCUUGGGGCCCCUCGGGGGGCCCUCAGGGGGGCCCCCCGAGGGGCCUCUGAACGGUCAGGGGGGCCCCUGGGGCCCCCUGGGGGCCCCCUGGCUCAUUUUAUAUCUUUAAGGGGGCCCUCGGUGCCUUCGUGGCGGGCCUUCUCCACCAGCAGCUGCAAGGAAGCUGCUGCUGCCGCCGCCAGCUCCAGCAGCAGCAGCAGCAACAACAACAACAGCAGCAGCAACAACAACAACAGCAGCGACAACAGCAACAGCAGCAGCAACAGCAUAAGCAGCAGCAGCAGCAGCAGCAGUGACAGCAGCAGCAGCAGCAGCAGCAGCAGCAAAAGUCGCAAAGUGCGGGUGCCCGUGCUGAUAGUUGGCGGCGGGCCUGUGGGCUUGACCCUCGCGCUGCUGCUGCAGCGCGGGGGAGUGCCCAGUUUGCUGCUGGAGCAGCAAGCAGCAGCAACUUGUCUCCCGAAGGCUCACUACAUCACAAAUAGAUCUAUGGAAA